Bombina bombina (fire-bellied toad) is the source of this 364-nucleotide messenger RNA. Its product is annotated as dynein light chain Tctex-type 1-like. Gene Ontology annotation, biological process: microtubule-based movement. The transcript has a single exon. The record is from RefSeq and is a predicted model, not a curated record. Gene Ontology annotation, molecular function: dynein intermediate chain binding. NCBI's taxonomy places the organism in Eukaryota, Metazoa, Chordata, Amphibia, Anura, Bombinatoridae. Gene Ontology annotation, cellular component: cytoplasm; cytoplasmic dynein complex. The coding region runs from base 1 to 348 and encodes 115 amino acids.
AUGGAUGACUUCCAGGGCUCUGAGGAGACCUCAUUUGUUGUAGAUGAAGUUAGUGGGAUAACUAAAGAGUCUAUAGAAAGUUCAAUUGGCGGUAACGGUAAUGCUUACCAGCACAACAAAGUAAACCAGUGGACCAACAACGUUGUGGAACAGACAUUAAGUCAGCUUACAAAAUUGUCCAAGCCAUUCAAGUACAUUGUGACAUGUGUAAUUAUGCAAAAGAAUGGUGCAGGGCUUCAUACAGCAAGCUCAUGUUUCUGGGAUAACUCAACUGAUGGAAGCUGUACUGUAAGAUGGGAGAACAAGACCAUGUACUGUAUUGUCACUGCCUUUGGACUUGCAAUAUAGGCUUUUCAUGUCAGAA